Molecule: messenger RNA, 1837 nt
Organism: Pectinophora gossypiella (pink bollworm)
Lineage: Eukaryota; Metazoa; Arthropoda; Insecta; Lepidoptera; Gelechiidae
Gene: nac
Product: GDP-fucose transporter 1
Exons: 6
Coding region: 255-1370 (371 amino acids)
Biological process (GO): GDP-fucose import into Golgi lumen; protein O-linked glycosylation via fucose
Cellular component (GO): Golgi apparatus
Molecular function (GO): antiporter activity
Source: RefSeq, a predicted model, not a curated record
AUUUGACAGCAGGACAGUCGAAUUCAGUCGAUCGUAUAUCGUAUAGGUACAAAGACCAAGUACCUAUAGACCGUUCGUAUCGGAAUCGUUUACGAUACGAACCGGUCCGGUUUUACCGCUGUUCUUUUCUCUUCUGUUGCUCUGCUCAGCUCGGCUACACCACUUAGGUGAAAGUCACCCUAGAAUAGGAUUUUACGAAGGAUAUAAGAAGAUUGAAUUGGAUUUCGGGUUCUUCAAUAAGUAAUAAGUGCAAAAUGAAGGACCGACAGAAAGACCUGUGUUCAAGAUACAUAAAAAUAUUAAUCGUAGUGUCUUGCUACUGGGUUGUAUCAAUAGCAACUGUUUUUGUAAACAAAACUCUGCUCAGCGGACAAGAGGUGGCAUUGGAAGCUCCACUGUUCAUCACAUGGUUCCAGUGCAUUGUCUCAUUUGUAAUAUGCUUUACCUUGAGCCACACUGGAGGCAUUCCUUGCGUGUUUGUGUUCCCAAAAGGCUCACCGUGGAAUUAUGAUGUUGUUAGAAAGGUGAUUCCUCUGUCAUUAAUGUUUACCCUGAUGAUCGCAACCAACAACCUAUGUCUGAAGUAUGUGGGGGUGUCAUUCUACUAUAUCGGCCGUUCAUUGACAACUGUGUUCAACGUCGCAUUCAGUUGGAUCCUACUUGGACAGACAACAUCAAUGAGAUGCAUUCUUUGUUGCCUGUUCAUCAUCUUCGGGUUCUACCUUGGAGUGGAUCAAGAAAAUCUUUUAGGAUCUUUCUCUUUCACUGGGACAGUGUAUGGUGUCAUUGGCUCUCUAAUGUUAUCAUUAUACUCCAUCUACACCAAGAAAGUUUUGCCCAGCGUGAAUCAAGAAGUGUGGCUGCUAUCUUACUAUAAUAACGCCUAUUCCAUCAUAUUAUUCUUGCCUCUAAUUGCAAUGAAUGGUGAACUCGAAGCUCUGGUGAACUACAAACAAUUUGACAGCUCAUAUUUCUGGAUACAAAUGGUUAUUGGUGGAGUCUGUGGAUUUGCUAUUGGAUUCUUCACUUCAUUGCAGAUAAAGGUGACAUCACCUUUGACCCACAACAUAUCAGGAACAGCCAAAGCUUGCGCGCAGACUGUGAUGGCUACACAAUGGUACAAUGAAUCCAAGAACUUACUAUGGUGGACGUCCAACAUCAUAGUUCUAUCCAGCAGUGCCCUCUACGCUCGCUUCAAGCAGAUUGAAAUGGACCGAAACUCAAGAAAGACAGUGCCCGAGGAAACAAAGAGCUUAGCGGCUGAAGCAGAAGUAGGUCCAAAACUCCAAAUCGAUGCAUUAGAAAAUGAAAAGACAAUCUCAGAAUCUUUAAGAUACAUUAACAAUAAUGACACACCUACAGGAAACUGAAGGGGUAGACGCCACACUCCAGCAGUUGUUUACAUUAGGCUAGAAAAAAAUCUCAUACGUAAAAUAAGUGCAAUAUCUUAAAUGUGUAUUUGCUGUAGCCAGUAGUUUACCUACUAGACAAUCUUAAAUGUUGAAUACCUUAGGUACCUAUGCCAGUAUUUAGCUUUUGUAGUCUAAUUUAGACGUCUGUAAUUUUCCCAAGCUUUUUGACAAAAUCCGAAUUAUAGUAUGUUAAGUUUAAUAAUUAUGUUGUGCAACGCACAAGUAUUUAGAAACCAAAGUUAUUUUGGAUCUAUUUGUGAUCUUAGUAGUUUAGAUAAAUAUAUUUUUAUAUAUUUAUAUUGUGGAUUAGUAUUUACGUUAUUUGAUUCAUCUGGGUCUGUAAUGUGAUCGUACAACUCUACGCCAUAUAAUUUAUUCCAAUUGCGUGUAAAUAACUUAUUAUUAAACGAUAUCCAUUCUGUGUA